GUUGUUAUUUUCAUAAAUAGGGUGGAAUAUGUAAAAAAUGUACGGUUUAUUUAUUUUUUUCCGUUUUGAAAAAAUAAACUAAAUAUCCGAAGGUACACUGACCGAGUAUAUUGGAGUUGAGCUCAGUAGGUUAAGUGUUUACAAUUGGCUGAUUCGGGAUUUACAAUUAUAUGAACCCUGAUUAACUUUGGCUGUAUUCUAAACACAAAUAAAAUGUUUGUGUUUUGUUUCUUUCAACAGGAGCAUCAGCACCAACCCAGCAGGUGUCCUUUAUGAAAAUGAAGGAAGAAAACUCAAACUUGAAAUCUAAAAUUAAAUUGCUUGAAGACAAGUGCAGAGAUCUGGAAAGUGAAAGGGAUUUCCUGCGCAGCAGUCUGACAAAUGCGUUGUCAACAAAGGAUGAGAUGAAAGGAGCUUCCUCCAAAACCCAGAGUUUGAGUCUUAACCCUGACUCUUCUGAUGAUGUAGACAACCCGCAUGAAGAAAAGAAGAACAGGACAAAACGAAGGGCAAGAAAGGAGAAGAAAAAAAAGUCAAACAAAGUUGACUCUUCAUCCUCUUCCGAGGAAUCAGUGUCUUAUUCCACUUCUGAUUCAUCUGUUUCCUCACGUCACAAAUCAAGAAAACAAGGGAAAAGAUCACAGAAGAAAGCAAAAGACAGAGUGCGAAAAAGCAGAAGAGUUUAUCUACCAGAGCAAGCAAUAGAAAGAUACAAAAAAGUCCUGCGGUAUGUGGAACAGGGAAUGACCAAAACAAUGGCAUACCAGAAGUGCGGGGUUGACCGCAAAACCAUUGUGGAUCAUGCAGCAAUUGCUGAGCUAGAGGCUUGCGACCUUGAAGGAUACAAGACCUUGCGUGAAUCAUUCCAUAGAGGCCAGAAAUUGUCACUGUUUGCAGAACAAUGCAAAGAAAUGUGCCGUAUGGAGCCACUUCGAAUUGUCAUUGAGCAAAAAAGGAAAAAUGGCUCGCUCAUUGACUUUUGUCAAAAACAGAAUCAUUGCCUUACAUGCAGGGUAAUACGCAAUGGUAACGUGAUAUACAGUAUACUGUGGAAAACAGACACACAUACUGUACUUGAAGAUCAUAAACCUAUUUGAGGUAAGUGGCUAAUUAUGACAAGGCAA
Molecule: messenger RNA, 1124 nt
Organism: Triplophysa rosa
Lineage: Eukaryota; Metazoa; Chordata; Actinopteri; Cypriniformes; Nemacheilidae
Product: coiled-coil domain-containing protein 106-like
Exons: 4
Coding region: 273-1097 (274 amino acids)
Cellular component (GO): nucleoplasm
Source: RefSeq, a predicted model, not a curated record